Messenger RNA from Syngnathoides biaculeatus (alligator pipefish), 2684 nucleotides. Its product is annotated as actin filament-associated protein 1-like 2. Gene Ontology annotation, cellular component: cytosol. Lineage: Eukaryota; Metazoa; Chordata; Actinopteri; Syngnathiformes; Syngnathidae. The record is from RefSeq and is a predicted model, not a curated record. The coding region runs from base 173 to 1897 and encodes 574 amino acids. Gene Ontology annotation, biological process: positive regulation of DNA-templated transcription; positive regulation of epidermal growth factor receptor signaling pathway; regulation of mitotic cell cycle. The transcript is spliced from 14 exons. Gene Ontology annotation, molecular function: SH3 domain binding; SH2 domain binding.
ACUUCAGGCUCAGCAGAAGCAAAGAAAAUACAUCACUGAGGAGACACAAUACAAGUUUUGUCUUUCUCUCGUGUUGUUGCUUUGUGCUAUGUUGUGUUGUUCUUUGUAUCGAAUUUUUCAAAAUAAUUUUCAGUCAUGAAACUGAUGAGUAUCAUCUGUUGAAAGAGACAACAUGGAGAAACAGAAAGUGUUGUCCAAACUAAUGUGGGAUCUUCAGUCCUUCCUGUCGGUUCUGGACUCGGAGAACCUGAGCUACAUUGCUCAGGCCCAGAAGAAGUCCAUCUCAGAGCUGGUAUCCUCCCUCCAGACACAAGAAGCUCCAGUGGAAGACACAGAGUAUGUCCUCAUGAACUGUCCUUCAUCAUCGUCGCCUAUCAACCAAGCAGCAGGAGACUCCAAAGUCUGUACACGAGAUGGGGUCCCCGCGGUGCCGUGCUGCCCACCAGCCGGCGCUCAAGAACCUGUUGGUGAUGAUGAUGAGGAUGAAGAUGCCUAUGAGGAAGCAAAGCCCUACAAAGGUGACAGCACCUCUCACCUGGAGCGAACUGAGUCAGAGAACAGCUACUAUGAGUCAUACGGCGAGGAUGCUGAGGAUGACGAUGAUGACGAAGAGCACGUGAAGGACAAGGCUCACUACAUCCAGUGGAGUUCCUCUCAGCCUUGUCUCAGGCCCCCUUCCGAGUCCCGCCUGUGCGGCUACCUGUGGAGGAGGAAGUGGUUGGGGCAAUGGACCAAGCAGCUCUUCAUCGUUAGGAACCACUUUCUGCUAUGCUACAAAUGUGCACGGGACCUCCUUCCUCACCUGCAGCUGAGCCUGCGCGGCUGCCAGCUGGUUUACAAGUUAAAGAGCAACCAGAAGAUUCCGCACCAACUCAAGCUCAUGCUGCUUGGGGCCAACACCCUGGUGCUCGGGUACAGCAGCUUCCAGCAGGCUGACGAGUGGCGCAGGGUGAUCGAGGAGCUGAGUGCUGGUGAUGAAGAUCAGAACACAUGUGAGAGCAGCAUAGAACCUCCGCUGUGGUCCCACAGGUCUAGUGUGGUCCUGACACACACCAACCAGCAAGAACCAUUACAGCAACAACACAAGAACAAAGGCGUGGUAAGCGUGCUGAUGAACUGUCAGUGGCAGAGUCUCCUUUGUCAGGUAGAGUCGGGAGUUCUCAACAUGUUUGCAAAGGAUGAGGAUGAGGACGAGGACGAGACCCGACGGACACGGGCUCGGUCUCCUCAGUACACGAUGCAGCUCCGAGACUGCGAGGUGAAAGCGGCGGCCGACGGCGAGCACCCGCACAGGAUCGCCCUGAGCGUACUCGGCGAGCGGCUGGCCGUCCUGGAGGUGAGCUCGGCAGACGAGAAGCAGCAAUGGACGCGCCUCCUGAAGGACGCGGCGGCCGGUUACCACGAUGACAAGACCACGCAGCAGCACACACACGUGAGCAGACACAGCCUGAACACGUACAUGGACCAGCCCAUCCACGCCAGCCCACAGCCACAACCGAUCUACUCCAACACCCCCAUGCUAGAGCACAUGCUUCACAAAUCUCAGGAUGCUGCUAUGAUCUACACUAACACUGCCUUCAGCAGCCACAACAUAAAGUGUUCUGAAGUGGCGCCACGUGGCUUUCAGAAGUUGGAUCUGACUGGCAGGAAAGGUGUCGCCAUGAGGGCAGGUUCUGAGGCAAACCUGGUUUUGGCGACCAAUCAGAACAAACGCUCAUCAUUCAGACAGUCACUCGCCGUGUGCAGCGAGCGGGCGCAGAAAAACGUCAGCUGUGUGGGAUAUGCAAGAUGUCUGAGACGGACAAAAUGUAAUGCCUGGAUCAGACUACAAGACAAAUUUGGUCUUUCACAAUCCGCACUGUCAGACCAUGUCAUAUGUCAUACCACCGGAUCCUGACUCUCACAAUCGCUGGGGUUUUUCUUGGCAACUCAAACAUGACCAGAUAUACUCGUUACCAUAGUGACGACAACAACAAUGGAUUGAAUUUGCGCCAUGUUCAUUGAAAAUGGGGUUAAUAUGUGGUGGUUGUGGUCACCAGUGCUUGGGAGAGGACUUUAUUUCAAGGAUUGCUUGAGGUAUGUUCACAUACUUUUAAUACGAUACAACUUGCAAGCAAGCAACAAAAGGUUACGUAGCCUAGAAACCAAGUGAUAGCACUAACAAUUGUACGUAAACAUCCCGGUGUUCUGUCAAAUAAUUUUCUUAAGUUUUGGUAUGUGUGUGUGUGUGUGUGUGUGUGUGAAGUAAUUUAUUCACAAUACAUUAAUUUAAAACUGCACCCAUUUUUCCUGUCAUGUUGUAAUGUUGCUUCCUCCUGACUGAUUGGAAUGUAUGACCUGAGAAUACUUGUCAAUAUACUCAGUAUACAGUAAACGAACAAAUAAUUUAAAUAAACAAACACGUUUAUCAAUCUUGUGAUUGGAUCGGUUAUCGUUUUUUUUUUUUUUUUUAAACUAAUCAAUUAUCUGCCCCAAGCAUCAUGAUCAUGUAAAGCCUUUUUUUUUUUUUUUUUUAACAAGGCUUUCCUGUUUGUUCCUGGUUUCUAAUGGUCCCUAUUAGCUUCUGGUGGCAGGGAUCUAGGAGCUACUAUUUAUAGUUUGCGGUUGUCUGUAAGGGUUUUUCCCGGUCCUUUCUAAUCUCUGAUGUCCUCUUCUGUAAUUCCUCCGUUAUUCCGUCCGUGGCC